CGCAGCCCGCGCACUGAAGCCAGGUGCACUGUUUUCCAUUCUCCUGAAGCUUUCCAGGGGAAUGGAAUGGAAGCAUGUCUUCAAAGGGAAUAUCACGUAAACCGUGUAGUAGAAUAUAGCUUAAUGAAUACAUUUUAUUUCUGACUUGCAUUGGAUCAACGCUAAACUGAACUGCCUAGUUUUUAAACCAUGACUCCAUGCGACGAUGCUUUGGCUACUUUUGUGCUUCGCGACUGCUCUUCUUGUGGCUUCUUUUGAAGUGAUUGUCACUGAUAAGCAUCUGCUGGCAAUCCGUGGUGGUUCAGCUGUACUGGGCUGUGAGUUCACACCUGAUCCUGACCUCUCCAACUUGGUGGUUACCUGGCAACGAUCGGAAGACUCACAGGUUGUCCACAGUUUCUAUUAUCAGCAGGACCAAUUGGACAGACAGAGUCCAGAAUUCCACAACCGGACGUCACUUUUUAUUUCAGAGCUUCAUAAAGGAAAUGCCUCUCUUAGAGUUGCAGAAGUUAGACCGAAGGAUGCAGGGCUGUACCUGUGCAUAGUGAGCAAUGCAAAGGGAACAGGAAAAGCCUUGAUGAAUGUGACUUAUGGAGCUCUUUACUCUGAGCCCAGGUUAAGCAUCCAUGUAAACUCCUCUGCGUUGACAGUGCAGUUUGAGACGGAGGGAUUCCCCAAACCUGAGGUGAUCUGGCUGGACGAACAUGGCCAAAACCUGAACUAUCACCUGGAGCUCCACGGCCAGACAGGAGAUGGGCUUUACUUAGUCAAAAGCAGCUAUGAGGCCCAGAAGCCGGCGGUUAAUGUCACAUUUACACUAAAGAACCACCUCCUAAACCAGAACCUUCAGAGACCCGUGUUCCUCAACUAUGAUAAGGACACAACUGCAAAUCAAGGCACCAUUGCUCUUGUCCUGUCUGUGGGUUUCGUUUUUCUGGUCAUUGCUAUAAUUUGGUUUGUGCGCAGAAGAAACAAGUGCAGACCUUCAACUGGGAUUGUGAACCGUGUAAAUUAAUGAUUCCUGUUUGAAGCUAUGACUAAUUCUGUGCAAUGCAUGCAUGUUUCGACCUGUUGCAUUGCUGUGCUCAUAAAUCACUGGCCAUGUGAAAAGCAAGUAGAUUAAAUGUCUGUUCAGUGCACAGACAAUCGGAUUCUUUAGUUAACGUCAGUUUACGCUAGAAUGCUCAAAUGAGCAGAUGUCAACAAAAAAGAGACUGUAAGAGGGAGUUUGUGGGUGUGCCAAAAGUCAUUUCUUUGUAUUUACUGCUUAUUUAUUUUUGUUUUUGUGCUAAAUCUGUCAUAUGAAAUGAUGAAUUUACUCACACACUGAAUUUUCAGUUAAAUAUUUAAUAUUUUAACUGCAAUAAUCAUGAUUCUGUAUGGUAUGAAUAGACAAUUGAAUUAAUAUUGUGCUUACCUUAACCAUUUACCAUUACCUUGACAUAAGUAAUACACUAAACUUCUGCAUAUUUUGAAGUUUGUACUGGAUGCUUGUGCAACUAUGGAGCAUUUACCUUUUGUGUAACAUGCAAGAGUUGGCUCAGUCAUGUUCAUGCCUUCCAUUCAUUACAAACCCAAGACAAACAUCAUUACACACAAUCUAACAGUUGCACACCUUUCGAUAAUAAGAAUCUAAAUUCCCUUAGAAACCCAGUGUUUACAAUAUCAACUGUUCACUGUUUAAGGGAUUUUUUUCUGGUCUGUCAUUGUUGACACAGCACUUGAUAAUUCUCUGUAAUCUAUAGACUUCUGUGCAACUAGCAAUAAGUAUAGGGUGGAUACUGCCAUGAUCAUGACAGCAACACCCUUGAUGAACUGAUCUGUUUUACGCAAGUAGACUAAUCAUGGAUCAUAAACAAUUCAAUUUUUGUGGUUUUAAGGGUUUGUGAGGAUGAUAACAUUGCUAAAAUUCCCACAAGUCCACUUUGCUUUUCUGCUAUUUUAUUCUCAUUUAAUAAGUGUUGCUUAGCAGAUACAGUAUCUCUUUCCAGACAGCUCAAUGGAAACCAAUAUAUUUACAGAAAGCUGACGAGGUUCAAAUAUAGGGUUUUAUUGUUUUUUUAAAUAGUAAAAACAUCACAACAGCAAAAAGAAUGGCGCUUAUUAUUGACAGAAAUUAUUGCUGCUGUCUUCCAACUUCUACCUCCAGCCUCAAUUGAAACUGAAAGAAAAAAAAACAGGAACGUGACGAUCAAUGAUGCAAACAGAAUUCUGCUGUAAAGCAGCUGUAAAAAGACAACAGUGUCGUUGCUCAGCUGAAGCCAGUUCAUUGUUGAUCCAGUUCAGUUCAACAACUGCAAAGUUCAUCAGUAAUCAAUUCCGUUAUUCUGGAGACAACAGUGAUGUCAUCAUCUAGCUCAGUUCAGUUCACAUCUGAUAGUGUCAAUGCAAACAAAUCAAUAAUAUUACUGGAUAUAAAGCAUCGAUUCUACCUCAAACCACAAUUAUUAUUAUUAUUAAAAUGGGUUUAGAGGAUUUAGCACCAAAUUGAAAUCAAGCUUCAGAUACAAGUGGUUACUUGAGGAAAAAAAUCCAAAGAAAAAAAAUAUAUAAUGCGAUAUAUUUUAUAAAUGUUUAUUCAGUCCAACAAAAAAAAAAACAUUUCAACAUUUUCUUGUGUUUUUGGUCGAGUUUCUUUUACAAAAUGUGAUCAUGAUAUUUGUAUUCUUAUUUGUACGGCAGAGCAAACAUAGAGCUUCAUUAAUAUGCAGAAUGAGGACUGUUGGGACACUCCAGGCACAGGAUGGUUCUGUUAGAGGCAGAGUCAUUUGCACCUCAAUGACAUGUCUAUCAUUUGCUACACAGGACAUAUGCUUUCAACUACAUACUGUUUUAAUUAGCCUACUAGUAUGUUCUAAUAUGUAACUAUGUCAUGUUUGGUCUCAUCUGACAAUUUAUACACUGAAAUGGAUGGUGGUGAAAUUAAAUUAGACAUUAAAGUAUCCUAAUGUACAAAGUACUGGUUAAACAUGCAUUGAGGAGAAUGUUAAUGUUCUUAGCACGCAUUUGCCUCAUGUUUUAGUUUCCUGUCGGUUUUGGUGUUGGUAUUCCACUCAUGUUUAACAAUGCUUUGCUCAGGGUAUAAGUAGGAAAGCUAACUGUUGAUCUAGGAGAAAGUCUGUAACCGUGCUAUGAGAAAGGUUUCCACGGCCUCGUCUGCACAACAGUGCAUUAUUUGUUACAACUAAGUUUACUAUACAGUAUGUUGUUUCAUUCUACAGCCAGUAUAUUUAAACAUGUAAAUUAAUAAAUUACUUUGCUUGCUUUGAAAA
Molecule: messenger RNA, 3272 nt
Organism: Pimephales promelas (fathead minnow)
Lineage: Eukaryota; Metazoa; Chordata; Actinopteri; Cypriniformes; Leuciscidae
Product: V-set domain-containing T-cell activation inhibitor 1
Biological process (GO): regulation of cytokine production; T cell receptor signaling pathway
Cellular component (GO): external side of plasma membrane
Molecular function (GO): signaling receptor binding
Source: RefSeq, a predicted model, not a curated record